This is a messenger RNA of Arabidopsis arenosa, 500 nucleotides long. NCBI's taxonomy places the organism in Eukaryota, Viridiplantae, Streptophyta, Magnoliopsida, Brassicales, Brassicaceae. The record is from the annotation of a GenBank genome assembly.
CGUCUUACACUGAUUAAAUUCUCCUUACCUGUCUCAACUUCCGACGUUUAUUCAUCAUGGGUUUGAAGGUUAUUAGAUUCUUUCUCCUGAUUUGUUGAUUAAUAUAUAUGCAGGAGGAAUUUGAGGAGCACGCUGAGAAAGUGAAUACGCUCAAGGCGUUACCAUCGAACGAGGAUUUGCUCAUUCUCUACGGACUCUACAAGCAAGCCAAGUUCGGGAAUGUGGACACCAGUCGUCCUGGAAUGUUCAGCAUGAAGGAGAGAGCCAAGUGGGAUGCUUGGAAGGCUGUUGAAGGGAAAUCAUCGGAAGAAGCCAUGAAUGACUAUAUCACUAAGGUCAAGCAACUCUUGGAAGAUGCUGCUUCCAGUGCUUAAACCUGAUGGAAUCAUAUGAUUGAUCAAUCCUCCUCUGCAGUAACUUUAUCUUAAGCAAUCAAAUAACAUAGCAUAAGACUUGUUCUUGCUCUUGUGUUUCUAUCAUAUUAAAUCUCUCUACUUUGU